Molecule: messenger RNA, 1200 nt
Organism: Abrus precatorius (Indian licorice)
Lineage: Eukaryota; Viridiplantae; Streptophyta; Magnoliopsida; Fabales; Fabaceae
Product: mediator of RNA polymerase II transcription subunit 7a-like
Exons: 6
Coding region: 197-703 (168 amino acids)
Biological process (GO): regulation of transcription by RNA polymerase II
Cellular component (GO): mediator complex; core mediator complex
Molecular function (GO): transcription coregulator activity
Source: RefSeq, a predicted model, not a curated record
AUCAACAAUCGAUUCAUUGGAGUAGGACAGUUUGUAUUCAGCUGAGAGUUUGGCACCCUCUCCACGGAGCCGGUGGCUAAAACGCUGCCUUUGCUUAUUUUCUCAAAUUUCUCAUUCUAGGGUUUAAAAUCGGCUAAAAAUUCUAUUAUCACUCCCAACGCUCGACGGGGAUUCUGUAUCUUGAAGUAUUUGAGUUAUGGCGACGGCAACAUACCCUCCACCACCACCUUAUUACAGACUUUACAAAGAUUACUCUCAAGACCCUAAAUCUGCUCCUGAUCCUCCACCACCCAUUGAUGGCACUUACGUUUGUUUCGGAGGCAAUUACACUACUAGCGAUGUUCUACCGAGCUUAGAAGAACAAGGGGUGCGCCAGCUCUAUUCUAAGGGGCCUAAUGUUGAUUUCAAGAAGGAGCUGAGGUCCCUUAAUGGAGAGUUGCAACUGCACAUUUUGGAGCUUGCUGAUAUUCUUAUUGAGAGACCAUCACAGUAUGCGAGGAGAGUUGAAGAAAUUUCAACUGUAUUCAAAAACUUACAUCACCUUUUAAAUUCUCUGCGUCCUCAUCAGGCGAGAGCAACAUUGAUUCACAUUUUGGAACGUCAGAUUCAGCAACGUAAACAAGCAGUGGAGGACAUAAAGAGGAGGAGAGAAGAAGCACGAAGGCUCCUUAACGAGUCCUUGGCAACACUUGAUGGCCAUUAGAGCAUUCUCUAUCUUGUACUCACAGUGUGAAUCUACUGAACAAAUUAAUAUUAUGUGAAAAAUGAAUUGUGACCUCUAGAUUUAAACAAAAUGAUCGAAAGAUUAAAACAAGUUCUGCUUCCUUAAAAAUGGUCAUGUGACAUAAGUGCGAAGAUAUUGUAACUAUUUUUGGUGUCGUGUAUCUAGUCUGAAUUAGUGAUGAAUAUUCAUUUUUGCCCUUGCCAUGAUGAAUACUCACAUCUUGGUCUUUUCUUGCUGUAUGGCAAGUCUUGAUUCUCGUCGCCUUGUAUUUAUGUAUGGGUAUUCAACAGAUCGUAUAAAAUCGAUUGAAAGAUGUAUCCUACUGUGUGAAGUCUUCAAUUUCUUGGUUCAUGGACCUUAAAGAAAAUUGGUUUAGAGGAGAGGGGCAGAAUCGCCAUCAAAUUCAAUGUGAAAUAUAUGACGCCGUUUGAUUGCUGAAUGAAUGUAUUAUUCGAAGAGAAUGAAGCGCUUCUUAG